AUGGCUUCUAACACAAGUUUCCUCUUCGCCACCCUCGCUAUUCUCUUUGUUCUCAACGUCUCCGGCAGAGCACUCCCGGAGACGGCAGAUUCCACCAACAUAGCGGCGAGACUUACCGGAGGAGGACUGAUGCAAUGUUGGGAUGCUCUCUACGAGCUCAAAUCAUGCACCAACGAGAUCGUUCUCUUUUUCCUAAACGGCGAGACCAAACUCGGUUCGGACUGCUGCAACGCCGUUGACGUCAUCACCACGGAUUGUUGGCCGGCGAUGCUUACUUCUCUUGGAUUUACACCUGAGGAAACCAACGUCCUUCGUGGUUUCUGUCAGUCCCCAAGUUCUUCUUCUCCGGCGCCUUCUCCUUUGAAAGUUUGA
Messenger RNA from Microthlaspi erraticum, 372 nucleotides. NCBI's taxonomy places the organism in Eukaryota, Viridiplantae, Streptophyta, Magnoliopsida, Brassicales, Brassicaceae. The record is from the annotation of a GenBank genome assembly.